UUCUCUUCGGGACAUCCUCAUUCAACCUUUCGCUUCUCCUUUUCCUAUUAACUCUUAGGACAUCUUUGUCGCACCAUUAUUAGGGAAGAGACUAAUACACUAUGGAGGACGAGAAAAAGGGUCCAGGAUGCUCUACUUGGUCUUUGGGACAAUCCACUGCUACUAGCACACAAGUAGACUUGGACGAUUGGUCUUCCCCCGAUGAUCCUGAGAACCCUUACAAUUGGUCUUUUGGCAAGAAGGUCUACCAUGCCAGCAUCAUUGCAGCGUAUGCUUUUACAUCGACAUUUAUGUCCUCGAUUUACAGCUCUGGAACGGACGAAGUGGCCGAGCAUUUUGGUGUUUCUACAACAGUGUCUCUGUUGGGACUUUCGUUGUACAGCCUAGGCCUUUCCUUUGGACCUGUCCUUGCGGCUCCUCUCAGCGAAACGUUUGGCCGUUCUAUUAUAUACCGGGUUACUCUUCCAGUGUCGGCAUUUUUCACCAUUGGCAGUGCCGUUGCACAAAACAUGGCCACAAUUGUUAUCUGUCGCUUCUUUGCAGGGUUCUUUGCAGCCCCAGCAUUAUCUAUUGGCGGCGGGACUACUGCUGAUAUAUUCAAACCCUCCUCCCGUGGCAUCGCAAUGAGCUUCUUUCUCUUGGCUCCCUGCCUGGGACCUGCCGUUGGCCCUGUUAUCGGCGGUUUCGUGGUUGAAAAGAAGGGAUUCCGUUGGUUAGGAUGGGUCAUGGUCUUCUUCAUCUUUGCAACCUAUACUUACUCUCUAUGGUUGAGCGAGACAUACAAGCCGAUACUUUUGGAGAAACGGCGGAGACAACUGGGUAGAGCGGAGGCUCCCAAACCCACUGACGGUCCGGGAGCUAUGAGAACUUUUGUGACAGUCACACUAUUACGGCCGCUCAAGAUGUUGAUCACGGAGCCAAUAGUGGCCUGCUUCGGCCUCUAUGUGUCAGUUGACUUCGGAAUCCUCUACACCUUCUUUGCCGCAUUCCCUCUGGUGUACACACGCGUCUAUGGCUUCAAUUCUGGAGAGAUCGGCCUCGCCUUUGUCCCAAUUUUCAUUGGAUGUUUGCUUGCAACGGCCACCUGCAUCUUAUGCGACAGGCUUUUCUAUCAGAAACAAUUGGCGAAGGUCAAUGCUGUCAAGGAUCUAGACAACAGCCUGCGCAUCGAUGAAGAAUCUUUCUUUCACUUGGAUCAACCGUCUCAGACAACGAAGCAUGUUGAACCGGAACAUCGACUUUAUUGCGCCAUGAUUGGCGGCGUGGGGCUUCCAAUCGGCCUCUUCUGGUUUGCAUGGACGGCACGCACUGGUGUAUCAUGGGCCAGUUCCAUGGUUGGUACUAUGAUUUUUGCGUGGGGGAAUCUAUGCGUCUUCGUAGCAGCCAUGAUGUAUCUGGUCGACAGCUAUGGCCCGCAGUACGGCGCAUCCGCGGUCUCCUCCAACGUCUUCUGUCGCUAUAUCUUCGCAGCCGCGUUCCCUCUAUUUGCGAUCCAGAUGUACGACCGUCUUGGCGCCGCAUGGGCAACGAGUCUUCUGGGCUUUAUAUCCGUCGCCCUACUUCCAAUCCCCUGGAUCCUAUUCGUAUGGGGACCCAAGAUCCGCCAAAAGAGCGCAUAUAUAAUCACAGAGCAUUAGAAGGGUGCUUGAAGGCUUGACCUCUGCCCACCGUGUGAAUCCACACGCGGUCAAAGAGGGAUCUUUCUUCAAUCUAAGGAUCAAAAUUUCGUAAUACUCUGGUUAGCCAAAAAGGUCUCGCAUGUAUAUUAUUAGCACGAUGCCAUGAAUUUAUAGACUUAUAGACCGCCUUCAACUUACUAU
Molecule: messenger RNA, 1820 nt
Organism: Amorphotheca resinae ATCC 22711
Lineage: Eukaryota; Fungi; Ascomycota; Leotiomycetes; Helotiales; Amorphothecaceae
Exons: 5
Coding region: 102-1637 (511 amino acids)
Biological process (GO): transmembrane transport; spermidine transport; spermine transport
Molecular function (GO): spermine transmembrane transporter activity; spermidine transmembrane transporter activity
Source: RefSeq, a predicted model, not a curated record